AUGGCGAUCAAGCCCAUCAUUGCCCUCCUCUCCCUGCUGCCGGGAGAGGCCCUGACUGAGACCGUCCUGGGGGCCUACAUAUUCCAUCGCCACGGGGACAGGACGUCAAAGUCAUGGCCGCCGACUUCUCUGACAGCUCUGGGUGCGGACCAGGUCUACGUCUCCGGCCAAUGGUACCGUAAUCGCUACAUUGCGAGCAACAGCACACACACCAUCUUGAACAUUGCCUCAGACAUCGCGUUACUAUCACAGAUGUCCAUAACUGCUCCAGUGGACAACGUGCUUCAGUCAUCGGCCGAGGUCUUCACCCAGGCCAUCUAUCCCCCGGCCGGCACAGCUGCAACCCAGACUCUCGCCAAUGGAGAGGAGGUGCAGGCUCCUCUAAACGGAUAUCAGUACAUUCCCGUCAAUAUUGUCAGCUCUGCUGCUAGCAGCUCCGGCGCUGAGGAUAACCCGUGGCUCCAGGGUAGCUCGGGAUGUGCAAAGGCUGUCGUCAGCAGCAACGACUAUUUCCAGAGUUCGGAGUACCUCGAGCUCCUGAACAGCACCCGUCAAUUCUACCAGGAUUUGCUUCCCGUGUACAACACAACAUUUGACUCUUCCGAGGCAACUUUCAAGAACGCCUACGCAAUUUUUGACUAUGUCCACGUCUCGCAAAUCCACAACGCGAGCAUUCCCUCCGAUGGUCUGCUCACGAACGACACCGUGGUCCAGCUGCAGACUCUGGCUAAUGCUCACGAGUUGGGCCUUGCUUUCAACCAAUCCGAGCCUGUCCGGGCUAUUGCCGGCUCAGUCCUCGCCGCUCAAAUUAUAGACGCCCUCAACGACACAAUAGAGUCCUCUCUGAAGAAGAAGUCAGCAGAGCGCUUUAACGUGCAGUUCGGCGCUUACGCAACGUUCAUGUCCUUCUUCGGGCUGUCAAAUCUCACCUCUGUGAAUGAAGAUUUCAAAGGGAUCGUCGACUACGCCAGCUCCAUGACGUUCGAGUUGGUCACAAAUGCCACCGUCAAUGGAACCGACGCCCCUACCACUGUGAGCCCGGAUGACGUCUCCGUGCGCUUCCUCUUUUCGAAUGGAUCUGCUUCGGACUCGGCCCCAGCCCAGGAGUACCCGCUUUUCGGGCAAACCGAGACGACAAUUCCUUGGAGUGACUUUGUCACGAACAUGCAGAAGUUCUCCAUCGGAGACACUCCAUCUUGGUGCACAGCCUGUGGAAACAGCACUGGGGUCUGUGCUUCAUCGUCAUCAUCUUCUGGAUCUGGCUCCGCUUCGGCAUCUGGAUCGUCUUCCGGCUCAGGUUCCGGUCUCAGUGCAGGUGCCGCAGCCGCUGUUGGAGUUUGCUCAUUGCUCGGGCUCGUCCUGCUCCUGAUACUGGGAGCAGCACUCGCAGGUUUCAGAGUCGUGAAGAAGGGCAAGCGAGCUGUGCAAGAGCCCACUGCAUCAGCGGCCGAGGCCGGCACGAAAGCUUAG
Molecule: messenger RNA, 1470 nt
Organism: Diaporthe amygdali
Lineage: Eukaryota; Fungi; Ascomycota; Sordariomycetes; Diaporthales; Diaporthaceae
Exons: 2
Coding region: 1-1470 (489 amino acids)
Biological process (GO): dephosphorylation
Molecular function (GO): phosphatase activity
Source: RefSeq, a predicted model, not a curated record